AUGCUUCAGUUCUCUGGGUCAUAUCUCAAUGUUGGAAGCAGUAUCAGUAAAAUUCAAUGUCAAUUUGAAAUGUAUGGCGAGGCUUUUGAUUGGUUAUCUAUUUUAUGGGAACGGGGCCUUCAUCAUGACAAUCCUCAGGUGAGAUGCCUGAUCAUGCAGUCUUUUCUUGACAUCAAUUGGGAGAGUUAUGGGAACUACAUAAAAUCAGUGCCUGAAACUUUUGUUCUUGGCCCAUUUAUGCAAGGGCUAAAUGACCCAAUACACCACAAAGAGUUUGGUAUAAAAGGAGUUUAUAUGUCAACAGUGAUUGGAGGUGCUGCACAGUUUCUACGCUAUUAUGUUAGUUUUCUAGCUCCAAGAUUCCCACUAAAGGAGCACAGAAUCAAAGCAGCUUAUUAUUAUCCUCUUUACACCCAAAACCUUCACCCAAUUAGCAAAGAGACUUCCAGAUUAGGUGGAUAUAUCCUGCAAUCUCAAGAACAACUCGAACAUUGUACCCGAACCUCAUCAGAGACUGAGAAAGGCAUUGUAUUUUUGUGCAAUUUAGCAUCUACUGCUAAACAUCAAUCUUUUGGACGAGCUGGACUUAUGGGCCUAGCUAACUGCAUUGCUUCAGCAGCUUCUGGCAUUGGAAUAGUUAAUCAUUUCAGGACAGAAUCAUUUAAAGGAUAUUUUCCUGUGGAAUAUGUUUCUGAAAUGGAAAAUCAACCUGAUAAAAAAGAAUUACUAGAUAUCUUUAGAUAUGUUGUUGAGAGCAGCAAACAACAUUUCAAUCCCAGUUACCGUCUUCAAGUUGCAUGUGACAUGUCACCGGAAACCUCAUUGGAAAUGCAACCAGAAUAG
Sphenostylis stenocarpa is the source of this 843-nucleotide messenger RNA. The record is from the annotation of a GenBank genome assembly. NCBI's taxonomy places the organism in Eukaryota, Viridiplantae, Streptophyta, Magnoliopsida, Fabales, Fabaceae.